AUGAUAAAAAUAAUUUUUUUAUUCCUUAUUUUUGCCCAAAUUUAUUACUUAUCCUCCUCAGCAACUCUGACUGAAAAAGAAAAGUUAGAUAAAGCUCAAAAAAUAGUUGAUAAGGCAAACGCUAAAAAUAAAGGAAAAUGGAUUGCUAAAUUACAUAAUCGAAUUGCUAAAUUGGAGAAGCAUUCAGUAAUGCUCGGGGCAAAGCUUAAAGUCCCGAAAAAACAAGUCUCUACUCCCGUAAAAACAAAUCUUCGCCGUAAACGUUCAAUUCCAGCUUCUUUUGAUGUUCGUACAGGAUUUGCAUCUUGUGCUGGAAUUGACCAAUCAAGUUGUGGAGAUUGUUGGGCUGUCUCCACCGCCUCAGCUUUAACUGAUCGUUAUUGUAUUAGUCAAGUAAAAAAGGGGAAUUCAGCACCUUUAAAGACAAAUCCAUCAGUUUACUUCUCAGCACUAGAGUUGAUGAGUUGUACUCCGGGAAUGUGGGGAUGUGGUGGAGGUGAUCCUUACUAUGCAUGGAAAUAUACACAGACUUCAGGUCUUGUUACCGGAACCAAUUAUACUUGGAACAGUGGUUGUAAACCAUAUCCAUUCCCUCCCCAUGGAUCAACUGAAUACACUGCCCCGUCCUGUGUCUCUUCAUGUACAUCGAGUGCUUGGAAUGUUGCUUAUACCCAGGAUAAAAAAUAUACUAAAACAACAGGUUAUAUUCAAAGUAAUGUAGCAGCCAUUCAAAAUGAAAUAAUGGCUAAUGGUUCUGUUGUAGCUGCUUUUGAUGUUUACGAUGAUUUUAUGUAUUAUUCAUCAGGACAAACUUCUGAUGUUUAUGUAGGCGGACAUGCCGUUAGAAUGAUUGGUUGGGGUACAGACACUUAUCCAGACGGAACACAUUUGGAUUAUUGGUUGUGUGCUAACCAAUGGAAUUAUGAUUGGGGAAUGAAUGGAUAUUUCAAAAUUGCUAGAGGUGUGGAUGAAUGUGGAAUUGAAUCCUCUGAAAUUUCUUUUGGAACUUUUUAA
Meloidogyne enterolobii is the source of this 1014-nucleotide messenger RNA. Lineage: Eukaryota; Metazoa; Nematoda; Chromadorea; Rhabditida; Meloidogynidae. The record is from the annotation of a GenBank genome assembly.